Serpula lacrymans var. lacrymans S7.9 is the source of this 654-nucleotide messenger RNA. RefSeq lists its product as uncharacterized. NCBI's taxonomy places the organism in Eukaryota, Fungi, Basidiomycota, Agaricomycetes, Boletales, Serpulaceae. The record is from RefSeq and is a predicted model, not a curated record. The transcript is spliced from 2 exons. Gene Ontology annotation, molecular function: protein binding. Bases 1 to 654 code for a protein of 217 amino acids.
AUGCAUGUGGAGUCAAAUGAGCUUUACGAUCUACAAAUAUCGCGCCGCCGUCCCAUUGUCAGAUCGUACAUUGCCAUCCUCCCCACCGAGUUACUCGUCCCGAUCUUUGCAUACGCUAGUUACGCGUCAAACGACAUAGAGUUCAAGCUGGCCCUCGUGUGCCGACGUUGGAGGCAUAUCGUCUUGCAUACCCCCUCGAUAUGGACCAAACUACGUAUAUCCGAAUCGACUUCCAUCGAUAAAGCAAGGAUAUAUAUCCAACGUUCCGAGAAUAUGCCUUUGUACCUUGAUGUGGAUAUCACUUCCAGAAAUUGCUACACCUACGCUGAUGGGAGACAUGGACUGGUGCAGUAUAGCAAGCGCCAAGAAAUUGUUGAGCUAUUGCUCUCUUGUACGGAUCGAUGGAAACAUCUCAGCCUUACAGUUUGGGAUGACUGUGCUGAUUAUACGAACCCAAGCGCAGGCGGUGUCGCAUCUGUUAUUCUAACAAAUUUUGUUGACAUCUACUAUUCUUCCAGCCACCCAUCCGCUUCUUCCAACGCGGCGCUCCUAUGCUCACUCAUUUUGGGCUGUGUGAAGUUGGCCCUGACAUCUGUAGUGUCCCUUCUGCCACUUCUACGCUCACAUUUCUAUCCGUCGAAACAUCUCAGCUAA